Messenger RNA from Enterobius vermicularis (human pinworm), 501 nucleotides. The record is from the annotation of a GenBank genome assembly. NCBI's taxonomy places the organism in Eukaryota, Metazoa, Nematoda, Chromadorea, Rhabditida, Oxyuridae.
AUGCCGGAUUUGCUACGUCCGCUGGGAUUCUUAUUGGGAGUGUGGAAAGCUGAAAGCGGAGGUAAAGCAGUUUUCCCAACAAUGCCGACAUUUACCUUUGGAGAGCGAAUUGAGAUAUGUCUUUCUAGCGAAACCAUGCAUGGACUUCCUGCAUUAAACUACACAGCUGAAGCAUGGGAUAUGAACAAUCACGAACCUCUUCAUAGUGAGUAUGGAUAUAUUACUAUGAAACCGGGAACAAAUACUGUCGUACUAACAACAGUUAUGGAUAAUGGUUUUGUUACAAUCGAAGAGGGGCAGUUACGAGGUCGAUCCAUAGACUUCAAGUCCGUAGAUAUUGGACGAAUCAGUUUCAGCAGAGAUUUGUCAGUAGAUGGGACUGAACGUCAGUGGAGAUUGCUAAGUACCACUAUGUUUGAAAAUCGCUUUUUCAUGCAGACUUUGACUCAUCGAAUGCAAUUACAUACUUCAAUCGUUUAUAACAAAAUCUAUCCUGUAUAA